Molecule: messenger RNA, 3528 nt
Organism: Cyprinodon variegatus (sheepshead minnow)
Lineage: Eukaryota; Metazoa; Chordata; Actinopteri; Cyprinodontiformes; Cyprinodontidae
Gene: gart
Product: phosphoribosylglycinamide formyltransferase, phosphoribosylglycinamide synthetase, phosphoribosylaminoimidazole synthetase
Exons: 23
Coding region: 220-3261 (1013 amino acids)
Biological process (GO): 'de novo' IMP biosynthetic process; adenine biosynthetic process
Cellular component (GO): cytosol
Molecular function (GO): metal ion binding; phosphoribosylglycinamide formyltransferase activity; phosphoribosylamine-glycine ligase activity
Source: RefSeq, a predicted model, not a curated record
GUGUUAUGUGAUGCGUGGUAUUUUCCCCUCUGCAGCCCCCACGCAGGGUCAGUCCACCCGCAGACAACACAGACUUCACAUCAGUGAACUUGGGCUCCGACUAAUUCCUGCUUUACACAAACACUGACAGAUAAUAUAGUACCCCCCAUUCCUCAGGAAAAGGUCAGCGCUUUUCUCCAGCUCAGUAAACUGCCCCCUCCUUAUACGCGUAUAGUUGCAAUGGCGGAGCGAGUGCUGGUGGUCGGAGGUGGCGGACGGGAGCACGCGCUGGCCUGGAAGUUGGCCCAGUCGCCCCAGGUUCAGCAGGUUCUUGUGGUUCCGGGUAACGCAGGAACGGCCAACUGUGGGAAGAUCAGCAACUCUGAGGUCUCUGUGAGUAACCAUGCCAUCCUGGCUCAGUUCUGUAAGGACCACCAUGUUGGUUUGGUUGUAGUUGGACCUGAAGCUCCUCUGGCAGCAGGUAUGGUGGACGACCUGACGGCUGCAGGGGUGGCGUGUUUUGGACCCUCUGCUAAAGCGGCUCAGCUGGAGGCCAGUAAGAGCUUCUCAAAGGCCUUCAUGGAGCGUCACGGCAUCCCUACAGCUCGUUACGGCUCCUUUACAGACCCACAGGAGGCCUGCAGCUACAUCCGCAGUGCCAAUUUCCCAGCUCUGGUGGUGAAGGCCAGCGGUCUGGCAGCGGGGAAAGGAGUAAUCGUCGCUGGAGAUCAGGAGGAAGCCUGCCAGGCCGUCAUGGACAUCAUGAAGGACAGAGCCUUUGGGUCCGCAGGAGAAACAGUGGUGGUUGAGGAGCUUCUGGAAGGAGAGGAGGUGUCGUGUUUGUGCUUUAGCGACGGAACCUCGGUGGCGCCAAUGCCUCCCGCUCAGGAUCACAAACGCCUUCAUGAUGGAGACCAGGGGCCAAACACGGGCGGAAUGGGAGCCUACUGCCCCACCCCGCAAGUGAGUCAGGAGCUGCUGCAGCAGAUCAGAGAGACGAUCCUGCAGAAGACUGUGGAUGGAAUGAGAGAGGAAGGAACUCCUUAUAAGGGUGUUCUGUACGCAGGUCUGAUGCUGACCAAGCAGGGGCCGAAGGUCCUGGAGUUUAACUGUCGCUUCGGAGACCCAGAAUGCCAGGUUCUGCUGCCUCUGCUGCAGAGCGACCUCUAUGAAGUGAUCAUGAACACCAUGAGCGGUAAACUGGCCUCCAACACCCCCGUGUGGCGGCAGGACAGCUCUGCGGUCACCGUGGUGAUGGCCAGUGCUGGAUACCCAGGUUCCUACAAGAAAGGAGUGGAGAUCACAGGUCUGUCCCAGGUGGAGGAUUUGGGUCUGCAGGUGUUCCACGCAGGCACCGCCCUGAAGGACGGGGGCGUUGUAUCGAGCGGAGGCAGAGUCUUGACCGUGACGGCGGUGAGGUCCACCUUAGAGGCCGCUCUGCAGGCGGCCAAUCAGGGUGUGGCAACCGUCGGCUUCCCAGGUGCCGUGUACAGGCGAGACAUCGCCCACCGGGCCAUCGCUCAUCUGAACCAGGGCAGGAGCCUCAGCUAUAAGGCCAGUGGAGUGGACAUCGCUGCUGGGAACCAGCUGGUGGAGAUGAUAAAGCCUCUGGCCAAAUCCACCUCCCGCCCCGGCUGUAACGCAGAACUGGGAGGCUUUGCUGGUCUGUUUGAUUUAAAAGCAGCAGGGUUUGUGGACCCGAUCCUGGUGUCAGGGACGGAUGGUGUUGGGACUAAGCUAAAGAUUGCUCAGGCUUGUGGACAGCAUUGCAGCCUUGGUCAGGAUUUGGUGGCCAUGUGUGUCAACGACGUGUUGGCUCAGGGUGCAGAGCCGCUGUUCUUCCUCGACUACUUCUCCUGUGGCUCCCUUAACGUGGAGGUUGCUGCCUCUGUGGUCGGCGGCAUCGCAAAGGCCUGUGAGAUGGCUGGCUGUGCCCUGCUGGGAGGCGAGACGGCAGAAAUGCCAGGCGUCUAUCCUCCAGGGGAGUACGACCUGGCUGGUUUCUGUGUGGGCGCCACAGAGCGGGGCACCCUGCUGCCGCGGCUGGACGACGUGGCGGAGGGGGAUCUGCUGAUCGGAGUGGCCUCCUCUGGGCUUCACAGCAACGGUUUCAGCCUGGUCCGCAAAGUUCUGGAGCGAGCCGCCUUGAGUUACAGCUCCCCUGCUCCGUUUGGUAAAGCGGGACAGACUGUCGGGGAGGUGUUGCUGACUCCUACUAAGAUCUACAGCCGCCUGCUGCUGCCGAUCCUCCGCAGCGGCGCCAUCAAAGCGUACGCACACAUCACUGGUGGGGGUCUCCUGGAAAACAUCCCCAGGGUGCUCCCUAAGCAGCUGGCUGUGGAGUUAGAUGCGUCCAAGUGGAGCAUCCCUGCAGUUUUCUCCUGGCUCCAUAAGGAAGGCCGUCUGAGCGAGGAGGAGAUGGCCCGCACCUUCAACUGCGGCCUGGGGGCGGUGCUGGUGGUGGCGCCGCCGGAUGCUCAGAGGGUCCUACGGCAGCUUCAGGGCCACGAAGAGGCCUGGAUUGUGGGUUCACUGGUCCACAAGCAACCUGGGGCGUCACCUGUGGUGGUUCGCAACCUGAAGCAGAGCCUGCUAAAUGCAUCUGCCGGCGGGCAACUGGAGGCAGAGGGUAGUGGUUGCCUUGGAAACAGCAUCACACCGUGUAAAAGGAUGAGAGUGGGGGUUCUCAUCUCUGGGACAGGCACAAACCUGCAGGCCCUGAUAGAGCGGGCCAGACGGCCUUCCAGCUCAGCAGAGAUUGUGGUGGUCAUCUCCAACAGGCCUGGGGUUCAGGGUCUGAAGAGGGCGUCUCUGGCUGGCAUCCAGACACGGGUGGUGGAUCAUAAGCUGUACGGGAGCCGAGCGGAGUUUGAUGGCACCAUCGACCGCGUGCUGGAGGAAUUUGGAGUGGAGCUGGUCUGUCUGGCUGGAUUCAUGAGGAUCCUAACUGGAACAUUUGUCAAGAAAUGGACCGGUAAACUGCUGAACAUCCACCCAUCCCUGCUGCCCUCAUUUAAAGGUGUGAAUGCCCAGAAACAGGCUCUGCAGGCGGGAGUGAGGCUGGCUGGAUGCACCGUUCACUUCGUGGCAGAGGAGGUGGAUGCAGGAGCCAUUAUUGUCCAGGAGGCGGUGCCAGUGGUGGUCGGAGACACAGAGGAGAGUCUGUCAGAACGAAUCAGGGAAGCAGAGCACCGAGCUUUCCCCGCCGCCAUGGAGCUGGUGGCCAGUGGAGCCGUGCAGCUGGGGGAGGACGGACAGGUUGUCUGGAAGCCACAGAGCUAAAGCAGGUUUAACCCUGAUGAUGUCGUUUAGCAGCGCGUCCUUCCUAAUUAGAUCUAAAAUAACUGGUAGAAACCGACACUGUCUCUAAACGUUACAUAAAGUAUUAAGAUCUGUGUGUUUUGUUUACAGUAGAACAUGAUGGAGGCUUGUUAAGAAAAAAAAAAACUACAUUCCAUUUAGAUUUGCACAGCAACAAAGCCUGAUUGGUUGGACUUGUGAUGAUGUCAGAGUAACUGCAUGAUUAAAAGUAUGUGGAAACAUUUUCAC